Molecule: messenger RNA, 878 nt
Organism: Rattus rattus (black rat)
Lineage: Eukaryota; Metazoa; Chordata; Mammalia; Rodentia; Muridae
Product: roundabout homolog 1-like
Exons: 3
Coding region: 46-552 (168 amino acids)
Biological process (GO): synapse organization; homophilic cell-cell adhesion
Cellular component (GO): plasma membrane; axon; neuronal cell body
Molecular function (GO): axon guidance receptor activity
Source: RefSeq, a predicted model, not a curated record
AUACAUCUGUAUCGCUGGCUGGUGUAAUGUAAGGGAGGGGUAAAGAUGAAAUGGAAACAUCUUCCUCUUCUGGUCACGAUAUCUCUCCUCACUCUAUCAAAAAAGCAUCUCCUUCUGGCCCAGCUUAUUCCAGACCCUGAGGACCUAGAGAGGGGGAACGACAACGGGACGCCAGCCCCCACCUCUGAUAAUGAUGACAAUUCGCUGGGCUACACAGGCUCCCGUCUCCGUCAGGAAGAUUUCCCACCGCGCAUUGUUGAGCACCCUUCAGACCUGAUCGUCUCUAAAGGGGAACCCGCCACCCUCAACUGUAAAGCUGAAGGCCGCCCUACCCCGACUAUAGAAUGGUACAAGGGCGGGGAAAGAGUGGAAACGGACAAAGACGACCCUCGCUCACACCGGAUGCUGCUGCCAAGUGGAUCUUUAUUUUUCUUACGCAUAGUGCAUGGACGGAAGAGUAGGCCCGACGAAGGGGUCUACAUCUGUGUAGCAAGGAAUUACCUCGGAGAGGCUGUGAGCCACAACGCGUCGCUGGAGGUAGCUAGUAAGUAACGUGAGCUCUCUUUUCCGGGGGAAAUUGCAUGGUGGGAUCAUGCACGUUGGCAGUGGCAGUAAGAAAUAGCGCCCAUGUUCCAGACUUUGUAGGAGGAGAGUCUAGCUGUGUAUGAACAGAGCUUCUUGUGUCCCUUUUCCUCACUCCUCGUCCUUUUUGGGUGUUCAGUGUGAGUCGCAUUACACAGAGAUACAGAAAUGGUUUUCUGCCGAGUGUUUUCACUGAGACCCCUGUCUUCCCCUCUGUGAUUGGGUGAAUCUCAGAAGACAGUUUGAAACUUGGAAUUUUGUUGAGAUUCUAUAGACUAUAAGGACUUAGAAGUUGG